AUGCGGUUCCGACUGUACGUAGUAGUGUACGCACUGGCUAUCACGUGGGCAGUCGCGAUUGUAUUCAGUGUCGCUGCCAAGAAAUCCGCAGCUAUAGGGAUCACGUACCCGACCAGGUCGGGGGUCAAGAUCUGGGUCGACCCUGCGACUCCUGAUGAUCGUCAGAGCUACGUGAGCUCCCGGGGUCGUAAGUGGGACCUCGUUAUGAGUGACGAGUUCAACAUGCCGAACCGGAGCUUUCGACCCGGGGACGACCACAUCUGGACGUCGCUCGAGAAACCCGAUGGUGUUAACGGAGCCCUUGAGCUCUACUCGCAUAAUAUGACCUCCACGCGAUGUGACGCUGACGGCACGUGCUACUUUUACAUCAAGUCCGUGGACGAAAUCAACGUCAUUCACGUCUACAACAUGUACACGCACCCGCCCGGGUUCGUCGAUGCCAACUUUUUCUACCGAUCGGCGAUGGUCCAGUCCUGGAACAAGUUUUGCUACCAAGGAGGGAUGGUGGAAGCACGGGUGCAGCUCCCGGGGGUUAUCGCCCCUGAUUCAGGGAACCCGGACCUGGCAACUGGCAAAAACGAGCAAGUCAAGGCCACCAAGUACUACCCGACGUGGCCCGGGAUCUGGAUGAUGGGGAACCUCGGUCGAGCCAUCUUCUCGGCCUCAACGAACCGCAUGUGGCCGUUUUCCUACAACAAGUGCGAGCCCGACCUCUUUGAGCCGAGCUACCAGCGCAUUAGUGCUUGCAACUCCAACCCGGGCUACGGGUUGAACCCCAAUCAAGGACGAGGGGCCCCGGAGAUUGACGUGCUGGAAGGUGGUGGAGCUCUGGUGUCGUCGUCGGUUCAAAUUGGGCCAGGCAUGCCGGAUGAAUACCGCAUCAUGUCUAUCGAAUAUGGCAAGGAAGACCCCUCGUGCAUCUUCUCGUCCACUUGUAACUCCCCCGGUGCGAACCACGCGGACGUCCCGACUGCACUGUACAAGACCCGGGGGCAUAAAACAUGGUACCAAGGUCUCCGCUAUUCCGCGAACAACUUCUGUAAACCGGAUGCCAAGCGAAAGCAGUCCUAUAGCACCGUCGCCGCGUCGGUGAAAAGCGGAUUUACCAAGAAUGCGUGCUCGAAAGACACCUGUCCAGCUUCGAACGACAUCAAUGGCGACUUGGAUUUGAUUGAUGGCAAAGGCAAAGAGCAUUGGGGUAUCAACUCGAACGGCACUUGCUACCCGCUCUUCAACGUGUACCUUGGCGCGUACUUGUGCGAUCCCGACAAUACAUUUUACAAGUGCGCACAGCCGCGCGAUGAAGCAAAGACGCCCAAAUCCAAUGCCAUGAGCUCGUUCAACUACCAAAUGGACGCGAUUUCGGCCAAUUGGCCCGUGCACCUUGGGGUGUAUCUGGACUACGUGACGUAUCAGCUCGAGUGGGUCACGGGGAAAAAGGGGUAUAUCCGAUGGAUGCUGCAUGGGAUGCCACUGUACGAAGUGCCAGCCGAAGCGAUCUGGAACGUCCCACAGAAUGCGAACAAAACGAAUCCGGGAAAGUUGAUGCUAGAGGAGCCCAUGUAUAUCAUUUUCAACGUGGCUCUCUCGAGUAUGUGGAGUGCCAAUCCGCCAAACGCUGGUCAAGCGUGUCGCGGGAACGGGUCGGACAAAGUGACGAAUACCAUCUGCGAUGCGUUCCCGCUGUACUUGAAGAUGGACUACAUCCGACUUUACCAGGACCUGGGAGAUGACUUGGACGACGACAACUAUAUGCAACUUGGUUGUGACCCCAAGAGCCAUCCGACAAAAAAGUGGAUCGAGGGGCACCUUGAUGAGUACGAAGAUGACGAGAAUCCUCACAAAGACGUGGUGGGUAAGGCUUUUUGCAUGACCAACGACGAUUGUACCCUUGGAGGAGGGGCGGGGAGGAGGGUGUUGAAAACCGGAAAGUGUGUCAAUGGACGGUGCCAGUGCAUGUACUCGGUGUCAUGGGGUGGACCUCGCUGUACCACGGCCAUUUCCAGCUCCUCUGCUUUCAACGUCAACACGACUUCGGUCUCGGCGACUACCUACGGACCUGCCUUUGGCAUGUCCAUCGGUACCGCGGGGGUUAUGGUGCUCUUUUCUUUCCUCUUGUUCCUGGCGUCUGCGGCAAAGGAGAAAAAGGCGGCGGCGGUGUUGAAAAAGCAGGGCAAGUUUGCGCCGACUGUGAGUUCUCGAUUAAACUCGAACGAUGUGCCGGCCAAACUAGACGAGUCGUCCAGCAGUGGCCUUGGCAGUGCUCGCCAGAUACCGCGAGACAAUUACAGUCAAAACUUCGUCUAG
Messenger RNA from Peronospora matthiolae, 2307 nucleotides. NCBI's taxonomy places the organism in Eukaryota, Oomycota, Peronosporomycetes, Peronosporales, Peronosporaceae. The record is from the annotation of a GenBank genome assembly.